CGCUUACACGAUAAAUAACGAUAUGAUUGUUUUUUAAAGAAGGUUACAAGAAACUACAACAAAUAUCUAGCCGGAACAGCGACGUACAAAUAACACACCCUUUGAGAAAACAAAGGAAAAGGAUUAUUGUAGAAGACAAAAAAUGGCUAACGACUUCCUAUUACGAAAAUGGAGGGCUAUAUUUCAUGUAAAUGACAUCAAUAAAGAUAACAUAAUUACAAUAGAAGACGCAGAACUGUUCACAGAUAGAUUCGCUACUCAUCACAAAUUCAGUGCUGAACAAACAACAGCUGCAAAAGAAAAAUUCCGCUACUUCUGGAGAGAGUGCUUCCUCAAAGAUCAAGACAAAGUCACAGAGGAAAUGUUCCUGGAUACACUAACGAAAGAGUACAACGCUGAUCCUGUAAAGUUUCGAGCCAACCAGCAAAAUGCUACCUCUGUCGUUACCAAUAUUUUUGAUGUUAAUCAAGAUGGUUGUAUAUCAGAGCAGGAACUGGCCGUCUGUAUGAGAUGCUGGGGUGUUGAGCAGAAUUUCGACAAGAAAUUCAUACAGUCGUAUCCUCAAAGGAAGCCGGGUUUCGUACAUAACGAUGACUACACAGAGUCUUUUGUCGAAUACAUGUGUAAUGGUGAUGAAAACGUAAUCACAAAAGAAAAACCUGUCAUUGUCGCUCUCAAUAUUGUAGAAAUUUAAGAGCUUUACACAAGGAGCAAUUAAUUCCAUAAUUUGACUUUAUAUCACAAAACGCUUCAAUCAGAAGGUCAAUGUAUGUCGAACCGAUGAACUGGAUCUUAAUUUCCUAAUUCGCCAUGAAUAUUUUAUUUGUUUGUUUUAUCUGAAGAGCUAUUUCGUUUUGUCGUUUUUAUUUCUUGACUUUAAUGAUGUCUUGAUUCCUUAAUAAGUUAAUAAUUAUAAUCACCUUAGUCUUUAUGUGCACUUUUGUUAAUGGGAAAUAACUCUUGAAGCUAUUUUACAAACACACAAACUCCUUCAUUUUGAGCUAUUAACCCCUACUUCAUUUUGGAUUAUGUUUCACUAAGUUCAAUUGAAUUAAUAGGAUAUUGGGACAUAUUUUCAAACGUCUGUGAAAAUUCCUUGUUUAUUGAUUCUGAACUGAUUCCGGGCCUUUUUAAUUACCUAUCACUCGCACCUUACUGCAGUGGGUUUGAAAGCCUGCCAUGCACGUGUAGGCAUAAACGUAAUAAAUACCUACUUGAUCUAAUAUAAAAUUGAUAAAAGUUCGGUGGCUGCAGCACACACAAUCCGUCAUGAACCAUAUUUACUUAUAUUUUUAAGAGCAUUAUCAUUGCUGAAAAAAGAGUGGCCCUACUGUUUUAUGCAAGAAAAAAAUGUGAAAUCGGAGCAGAAAUAAGAUCCCAAAUUGUAUUGUACACGCGAUAAUUUUGGUAUUUGGACUAAAUAGAGGUUUCUGUUGAAAAAGAAACUAAUGAAGAUUUUUUUCUUUUCAUUUUUUGAUACGCCCGAUUGAGUGUUGUAACAGAAAACAUAGAUGAAUUCUAUUCUACACGUUCACCCGAAAUAAAAAACUCUUUUAAACACAAAAACAUCGGCAAUAGCGUUAUUUGCAUAAUUAAAAGCCAUCCAUGAAUGAUGUCUGGAUUUGGACCCCCUUAAGAGUCUCAGGCUAUCUGCUAAAUUGUUAUUUCCAUUUUUAAGAGUUACUUUAAUGCCAGUAUACUUUACUGGAGACAAUAAAUUGCACAUUUGUGAGCCCCAUGAUUUCGUAACUUUUUAUUGAUAAAUCCAGUCGUUUGACAUAUGUUAGUCCGUCGCCGCUAUUCUGUAGGGUAACAUUCCCUUUCAGGAAGUCAACCACUGUUUUUUGUUGUUGUUUUUUUCUACUUCCCGAACGGGAAACGGGAUUUUAAAUACUAGUAUAAUAACUUGCUUCCCAUUUGGGUAGUAAAAUUAUCUUUUUUUUACUUGUUCUGUGUUGAAAUCUUAUAUAAAAUGUUUGAAAUGCCAAUCGAAAAGCACGAGAAGACAUCACAGUGUUAACGAUUUCUUUAUGGUAAACUAUAUUCAGCUUUGCCAAUACCAAAUACAAACCAAAUAAACGAGUAAACUCAAA
Mercenaria mercenaria is the source of this 2093-nucleotide messenger RNA. RefSeq names its product sarcoplasmic calcium-binding protein-like. Gene Ontology annotation, molecular function: calcium ion binding. The transcript is spliced from 3 exons. The coding region runs from base 143 to 694 and encodes 183 amino acids. The record is from RefSeq and is a predicted model, not a curated record. Lineage: Eukaryota; Metazoa; Mollusca; Bivalvia; Venerida; Veneridae.